CGAUAUCCCAUAAAGACUACUUAACAAUUUCGAUGCUUCUGAGUCGUUGCCAAUCUUCAAUUGUGGGGUUGAAAGUAAGACGCGCUUUCCGUCGGCAUUCAUUAGUUCCCGUAUUGAGGGGCUAGUGUCUUCCCCAUAUUAGAGAUUCGUCUCCCGGACCUUUCGGGGUAUCCAUUUCUUAUUGCGCUCUGAAAGGGGAAGAGGGCUGUUUGUGGGACAAAGAAAGUUUUGGAAGCCUUUGAGUAUCAACUUCGAAUUUUGGACUUCGACGGAGCCGAGUUAUCAAGAACAUCAUGAUCCCUUUGAUUAUGAACGGCGGGGUCAUUGGAGUGGCUUCAACGUUAGUACUCUGGAGUGUAAUAAGUUGUUUCGUAUAUCUCACAUCUCUUGCCAUAUACCGCCUCACACUGCAUCCUUUGGCAAAGUAUCCAGGACCAUUCUUCGCAAAAAUCACAGAUUGGUAUUCUGUAUAUCAGGCAUACAGCGGUGACCGACAAAUCGAUUUCUUUCACAAUCAUGCGAAAUAUGGACCCGUUUUCCGUUAUGGACCAAACAGUCUAUCCUUCAACACAAACACAGCACUGAAGUCCAUUUAUGGAGGCAAGCCGAAUGUCGAGAAAUCUCAAUUCUACUCUGUCUUCCCACCUAAGAAAGGACUCGAAAGCAUCCACAGCAGUAUCGACAAGGGUGCCCAUGCACGAAAACGUCGUGUUCUCUCCCAUGCCUUCUCAGAAACCGCCAUGAAGAGCAUGGAAAAGUAUAUCUUGACCAACAUCCGAAGUUUCUGCUCCAAGAUCGGGACUCAAUCUGGCUUGGCCAACUCAUCUGGAGCAAAAGGAGGAUGGGGAAAUCCUCUCAAUAUGGCUGACUGGUGCAACUACCUGACUUUUGACGUCAUGGGCGAAUUGGCUUUUGGAAAAGCAUUUGACAUGCUGGAGCAUGAGGAAGAGAGACACGUCAUUAAGCUGGUCGCAAAUGCUUCCUGGAUGCACUUGAUUCUCGGUUGUUAUCCCAUGAUGAAAACACUUGGGUUGAACAAAGUUCUGUUCCGGGAGAUCAAUAACACGAGAAUGCAAUACAUGGCAUACAGCAAAAAACAAUUCGGAGAGAGGAUGAAGAUCGGAUACGAAACUGAUCGCAAGGACUUCUUCUACUACUUGCUGAACGCCAAAGACUCAGAAACUGGCCGAGGAUUCACAUCGCCCGAACUCUUGGGAGAAAGCAACCUCAUCAUCAUCGCUGGAUCAGACACGACUUCCACGGCACUUGCAUCGUCAUUCUUCUACUUGACUCACAACCCAGAGACGAUGAAGAAACUGAGCGAAGAGAUUCUGUCUACGUUCUCGGACGUCGAAGAGAUCUGCCACGGGCCAACUCUGAAUUCGUGCCAUUACCUACGAGCAGUGGUGGAUGAAGCAAUGCGACUUUCUCCUCCCGUGGGUGGCAUGGUGCCUCGACGCGUCCUCCCAGGAGGAAUCGACAUCGACGGCCACCAUAUUCCAGAAGGUACCGAUGUGGGAGUCGCCGCAUACGCCCUACAACACAACGCGGCGUACCACCCUGAGCCAUCAAGAUUCAUUCCCGAACGCUGGAUCCCUGAUUCCGGACCUGGCAUCACACAAGAUAGUGUGUCUGUCACUAACUCAGCAUUCUCUCCCUUCAGUAUCGGGAGCAGGGCAUGUAUCGGCAAGCCAUUGGCAUACGCCGAGGUGAUGAUGGCGUUGGCUCGCGUUGUGUAUAGGUACGAGUUCAGACUUGCUCCCGGUACAACGGCGGGAGAAGGAAGUCCGGAGCUGGGUUGGGGGAGACAAGAUAGGGAGGUGUAUCAAUUGAAGGACGCGUUCACGAGCUUCAAGGAUGGGCCGUACGUCCAAUUUCGGGAGAGACAGGUGGUUGCAUGAUCGUCGGGAGUUGUGGUACGUCGGAAAGGAAGGCUAGAUUGAUCGAGUUCCUGUACAAUCAGUUAGUGUAAGUUAGGCCUUCGUGGACGAGAGCACAGGGUAGAUUGCAGAACACGGCGUUCUUGAUAUUGAGGAUUGUGAGCUGUCAAUUCGCUCCGUUGUGAAUAUACUUUGAUGUUUCGGUAACCAUUCUCGCGUUACAUUGAUGAAUAUUGCAGCGGAGCAAGCCGCAGUACUAUAUCAUGUCUACAGUCCAGCCUGUCCCCGGAGACCUGCGUGGUAAUACACUUGUGUACAUAUCUCGGC
Messenger RNA from Mollisia scopiformis, 2207 nucleotides. RefSeq names its product cytochrome P450. The coding region runs from base 294 to 1901 and encodes 535 amino acids. The record is from RefSeq and is a predicted model, not a curated record. Lineage: Eukaryota; Fungi; Ascomycota; Leotiomycetes; Helotiales; Mollisiaceae. The transcript is spliced from 4 exons. Gene Ontology annotation, molecular function: monooxygenase activity; oxidoreductase activity, acting on paired donors, with incorporation or reduction of molecular oxygen; heme binding.